Molecule: messenger RNA, 2563 nt
Organism: Ziziphus jujuba (common jujube)
Lineage: Eukaryota; Viridiplantae; Streptophyta; Magnoliopsida; Rosales; Rhamnaceae
Exons: 16
Coding region: 190-2379 (729 amino acids)
Biological process (GO): N-terminal peptidyl-methionine acetylation
Cellular component (GO): NatC complex
Source: RefSeq, a predicted model, not a curated record
CCAGAAUGGAGGUUUUGGUUGGAUUGUUGUGCAAAAAGCAAGUGGCGGGGAAGGGGGAACAAAAGGUCAUAGUCUGUGGGAAACAAAGCGCCACCCAACAAACUCCUGUUACUCCUCCACUUGCUACUACUUUUUAGUCUUUUACUUUCCAAUCACUCACUCACUCAUUCUCACUCUCCGAAGCUUCCAAUGGAAGAACCCAAGGUUGCAGACGACCAAACUUUCCUUGGCGUUCCUCUUCCUGAACGCACCUCCGUUCCUUCCGGCGAUAACACCAUCUGGGCCGAUGUCUCCCCUCUUCUCGACUCUGCCUGCAAAGAUCUUGAAGAUGGUGAGCUCAUCCAUGGCGACAAUUUCAAUCUCUUUGCGGCUAUGUCUGCUUUGGAGAUAAUGGACCCGAAAAUGGAUUCCGGUAUAGUUUGUACAUACUAUUCUGUAGAUGAAGCAAUCGAGAAUGGUGCUGCUCCAAUUCCUAUCAGCUCUGAUAAAAGUGUUGAUGUUCGAUGUACUAUUGAUAUCAUAGAUCAUCUUCUUGCCUGUGAGGCGACAUGGCACAAGGGUCAUUCAUUAGCACAAACAGUCUUCUCGUGCAUCUAUCUUCUAAGGCCUGACAGGACAUCUUCACAUACCUUAUUGCACUCAUUUUGCAGAGUCAUACGAGCAACCUGCAAAUCAGUUAUUUCAGUUGUCUCAGAUGCACGUACACAUGAAGAAGAGGAUCUUUUUACAAUGACUUAUGGUCUUCCUUUGAAUGGGGAUGGAGAUGACAAGUGCUUAACGAUGCUAAAUGCUGUUGAAGAAACAAUUUGUCGCCAAUUGCGAGCUUGUAAAGCUCCAUCAUCAAAAAGAAGAGUGAUAGAAGACAUAGAGCCGUUACAAACUAAGCUUGAACUAGAAGAAGGCUAUUGCAAAGCUUUGUUAUGCCGCUUACGCUUUCGUAAGCAUUUUUACCAUGUUCUUGCAUGUUUGAGGCGGCCUCAAGGGAGAGGGUUGGAGUUGGCGAGAAAACAUAUAGCUUUCUGUAUAUCAGAAUUAGAAAGUGCUCUUGCUUCAUCAGAAUUUCUCAGAUCUAUUUUCUUUGGAGCUUGCAAAGAUGGCACAGAAGAUAAAACAACUGCUUCUGGUUGUCAACCAAUUGGAUUUGAUGCUAGUUUAAAUUGUAGAUUAUCUGCACCUACACCACCACGUGCAAUUAAAAUUCUUAGUUGGAAAAAGGCUGUCGAGUAUUUUAUGAAACUUCUUCGUGAUAUUGACAUUAUAUGUUCAUGCUCAUUAGUUCCAUCUUUAGAAAGUGUUUUGCGCUUUGUGGUUCAGUUUCAAAAAUCUCAACCAGAUUUAGUUGCAAGAGCUCAUCUCCAGUGUUUGCUGGUUAAAGAUGGGAAACUCUAUGGGCAGGAUCCUGUAUUUGCCAUUAUCACUAAGGCUGCAGCGUUGCCUGAAGCUACAAAGAAUCAUGAUAUUCAAAAGAAUGAAUUCAUUGUACAGUUGGGACAGUUGGUGCUCAAUUUGCUAAAAAUUCUUUGUACAAAUGGUGCUUGGCAAAGGCGUAAGCUUGGGAAGAUUAUACAAGAUUGGCGUGUAAUAUAUAUGCAGCUAGAGCUGGCUUUUAAAAAAGAGUUUGGAGACUCAACCGUUUCAAAUGAGGAGAAUAUAUGUGUAAAAAUAUUUCAACAUAUCCUCCUUUGGGUGGAAGAGCAAACCUACUGGAUAGCUUCACGUUUUCUCAUUUUGGGUUUUGAGUUGGAGCUAUAUUCCCCCAGUGAAUAUUGCAUGGUAUAUUGGUAUAUAUAUGUUGUCCUGAUCAAGCUUGCAGAAAAGACACAUCUUAAGACAGCAGUGACCAAUGGCACUGGUAAACGAAAAGGAAAGAAAAAAAGGGAUACUUUAAAGGAUGUGGGAAAAGAUAAUCGGAUCCCUCCAGCUGUCUUGUUUCUUCAGUGCCAAAUAUACCUUGCAGAAGGGCUUGCAAUGAUGCUUGCAGCUUUAAGGAAUGAAGGUAUGAUGUUACAGAGUCGGAGCCCUUUUAAUACUGAGCAUGAGAGAUUUAUUCAGCACUUUGAUCUUCUACAGAAAGCUUGUAUUCCCGACCAUGUCUCAUACCCCUCAUUUAAUGAGUCCACAAUCUAUGCUCGCUUAUCGAACCUGGUUAUGUAUAAUUACUUUAAGGAUGCUCAGAGGAUUGCAAAGGAGGUGAAGAGUAGUUUUUCCAAUGACCCGGACAAGUUGGCUGAACUUCGGAGGUUAGAGCAAGUGGCGGAACACAAUAGUGUUGCCCUCAAUAUCAUUUGCCGGCUAGGAGCCCUUGAUUCCUCUCUAAAGAUUUCUUUUGAGUUCAACCACCAUCCUUACUUUGCCACCGCUGUUGUUAAGAGAUCUUGAAAGUGCACUUCCAUGAUCUCCACCAAUUUUGAACACCAUACAGCAUUUGGAGGUAAGAGUCUUUUUAAAUAUAACACUUGUAACAUUAAUAUUUAUUUAGACCAUUUUCACCAUAAUUCAUUACAUUAAUUUGUAAUUGCAAUGACAAAAGAAUAAAAUACAUUGUUUAUAUAUAUUUUUCUUA